Messenger RNA from Nerophis ophidion (straightnose pipefish), 3790 nucleotides. It is a transcript of the gene slc35a4, whose product is annotated as solute carrier family 35 member A4. Gene Ontology annotation, biological process: pyrimidine nucleotide-sugar transmembrane transport. Gene Ontology annotation, molecular function: pyrimidine nucleotide-sugar transmembrane transporter activity. The coding region runs from base 1 to 948 and encodes 315 amino acids. The transcript has a single exon. Gene Ontology annotation, cellular component: Golgi membrane. The record is from RefSeq and is a predicted model, not a curated record. Lineage: Eukaryota; Metazoa; Chordata; Actinopteri; Syngnathiformes; Syngnathidae.
AUGAUUGUGAUCCGGAGUGAGAGGGUGAGGCACAGGAGGCGGUGGCUAACGAGGCUCCAGUGGGGGGCCCUCUUGUGCGUGAUGGUCCUCAUCUAUGGCUCUCACGCGCCUCUCAUCGCUCUGAGCAAAGUGGACCAGCGUGUGCCCUUUGACCCCUCCUCCUGCGUGCUCAUGAUCGAGCUGACCAAGCUGCUCGUCUCCUUCGCCGCUUUCGCCGCCACCGACGGUGCGUCCGCCUCGCUUGCCCUUCCCUCCCCGGCCCUGGCGGCCCCGUACGCCGUCCCCGCCGCGCUGUACGCCCUCAACAACAACCUGGUGGUCCUCAUGCAGGCCUAUAUGGAUCCCAGCUCCUUCCAAGUCCUCAGCAACCUUAAAAUCGCCGCCACGGCUCUGCUUUACUCACUGUGUCUCGGCAGGAGGCUGCGCCGGGGUCAGUGGCUCAGUCUGGGGCUCCUGAUGGCGGCGGGAGCGUGCCACAGCUACAGCAGCCUGGGUCCAGCGGAGGGGGCGGCGGCCAGGCUUUACAUCACCGCAUGGGGGCUCUUCCUCAUGUGGGUGUACUGCUGCGUCUCUGGGCUGGCGGCUGUUUACACAGAAAGGACGCUGAAGAGCCAAAAUCUUCCACUCAGCCAACAGAACCUCUACCUCUAUGCGUUUGGUGUGCUCAUCAACGGGAUGUCGUCCUUCUCCGCCCUGGCGAGCGACAAAAGCUUCCUAGAAGGAUACUCCUGGCCCGUUUGGGCCAUCAUUGCAGGGCAGGCGGCCAACGGCCUCCUGAUGUCCGUGGUGCUGAAGCACGGCAGCGGCAUUACGCGACUAUUCGUCAUCUCCUGUUCCAUGCUGGUCAAUGCUUUGUUGUCCUGGGCCUUCUUAGGGCUGCAGCUCACCUUCUUCUUCGUUCUGCCCGUUUCCAUGGUCGGCCUGGCAGCUUACCUUUACUACACAUAGCUGAAAUGUGUGACUAUGUCUGCCUUUUCAUCCUGCACUAAUGUGAACGUGACUUUUUAAAGGCCUACUGAAAUGAGAUUUUCUUAUUUAAACAGGGAUAGCAGGUCCAUUCUAUGUGUCAUACUUCAUCAUUUCGCGAUAUUGCCAUAUUUUUGCUGAAAGGAUUUAGUAGAGAACAUCCACGAUAAAGUUCCCAACUUUUGGUGGCUAAUAAAAAAGCCUUGCCUGUACCGGAAGUAGCAGACGAUGUGCGCGUGACGUCACGGGUUGUGGAGCUCCUCACAUCUGAACAUUUUUUAUAAUCAUAGCCACCAGCAGCAAGUGCAAUUCGGACUGAGAAAGCGAUGAGUUCCCCAUUUGAGCAAGGAUGAAAGAUUCUAGGAUGAGGAAAGUUAGAGUGAAGCAAAAAAAAAAAGAAAAAGCGAGGGCUCCAGGCGACGGCAGUGUGAGCGAUUCAGACGUUAUUAGACACAUUUACUAGGAUAAUUUUAGAAAAUCCCUUACCUGCUUAUUGUGUUAAUAGUGUUUUAGUGAGAUUAUAAAGUCAUACCUGAAAGUCGGAGGGCUGCGGUGAACGCCAGUGUAUCUGAGAGAAGCCAAUGGAGGAGCCAAGAUCACAGCUGCCUUUUUGACAGCUACAGGAGGAGGUCGCGUAAUCCACUCAAGUCUCCGGUAAGAGCCGACUUAAUAUCACAAUUUUCCCAUCCAAAAACAUGUUCGCUUGACCGCUCUGUGUUAAAGCUUCACAACAAACAAACACCGGCUGUGUCUCGGUGCUAAAGGCAGCUGCAAUCCACCGCUUUCCACCAACAGCAUUCUUAUUUAGUGUCUCCAUUAUUAAUUGAACAAAUUGCAAAAGAUUCAGCAACACAGAUGUCCAAAAUACUGUGUAAUUAUGCGAUGAAAAGAGACGACUUUUAGCCGUAAGUGGUGCUGGCUAAUAUGUCGCCUCCAACCAAUAACGUCACAAACACGCGUCAUCAUUCCGCGACGUUUUCAACAGGAAACUCCGCGGGAAAUGUAAAAUUGUAAUUUAGUAAAGUAAAGCGGCCGUAUUGGCAUGUGUUGCAAUGUUAAUAUUUCAUCAUUGAUAUAUAAACUAUCGGACUGCGUGGUGGCCAGUAGUGGCUUUCAGUAGGACUUUAACUUAUACAGUCACUGGCCACUUAAUUAGGUAUGCAUCGUUGUUUCCACUUUACUUGUGACCAGGCCAGGGCAAUUAUUUUGACUCGGGGGAUGGGGGGAACAUUUAGAGGAAAAAAAUGUCCCUGGGGGCCUAUUUUUAGGAACACUAAUGCAAAACCUCACUAUAAUUUCAGAUUGAAUGCUAAAAACGUUAUGGGAUUUUAAAUUUUUUUACUGAAUGAGACACCCAGAAUGUACAUGAAAAUAAAGAAUGUGGGAUUUAAAAUAUUAACUAUGAACAAUAAAACACUGAAUAUUGACAACAUGUGAACGUCACACCCCCUCUCGAUUGACAUAUUUUUAAAUUCAAGCAAAACGUAGUCGGUUUGCAGCCGAGUCUGAAGUGACUGGGAUGAGAUUCAGCACCUCCAAGUCCGAGUCCAUGGUUCUCGCCCGGAAAAGGGUGGAGUGCCAUCUCCGGGUUGGGGAGGAGACCCUGCCCCAAGUGGAGGAGUUCAAGUACCUCGGAGUCUUGUUCACGAGUGAGGGAAGAGUGGAUCAUGAGAUCGAGAGGCGGAUCGGUGCGGCGUCUUCAGUAAUGCAGACGCUGUAUCAAUCCGUUGUGGUGAAGAAGGAGCUGAGCCGGAAGGCAAAGCUCUCAAUUUACCGGUUGAUCUACGUUCCCAUCCUCACUUAUGGUCAUGAGCUUUGGGUUAUGACCAAAAGGACAAGAUCACGGGUACAAGCGGCCCAAAUGAGUUUCCUCUGCCGGGUGGCGGGUCUCUCCCUUAGAGAUAGGGUGAGAAGCUCAAAGUAAAGCAGCUGCUCCUCCACAUGGAGAGGAGCCAGAUGAGGUGGUUCGUGCAUCUGGUCAGGAUGCCACCCGAACGCCUCCCUCGAGAGGUGUUUAGGGUACAUCCGACCAGUAGGAGGCCACAGGGAAGACCCAGGACACGUUGGGAAGACUAUGUCUCCCGGCAGGCCUGGGAACGCCUCGGGAUCCUCCGGGAAAGAGCUGGAUGAAGUGGCUGGGGAGAGGGAAGUCUGGGCUUCCCUGCUUAGGCUGCUGCCCCCGCGACCCGACCUCGGAUAAGCGGAAGAAGAUGGCUUUAUAACUUUGUGGUAAAUAUCUUCUUCCACGUCUGUCCCUGACACCCACAUUUCAGGCUGGCCGCUCUGGAAACACUCUGUGGAAACGCUCCCCACCCACACUACUUGAUGCCUCGUCUGAGCUGCUGUGACUUAGAUGACCAUAGUUACUAAUUAGAUUACCAUCCAUCCAUCCAUUCUCUACCGCUUGUCCCUUUCGGGGGGUGCCGGAGCCUAUGUCAGCUACAUAACCAUAGUAACUAAUUAGAUGACCAUAGUAACUAGUAUAUCAUGCAAAUGCACAGACUCCUACCAUUGAAAUAUUUUGUGUAAUUGAAGAAUUACGGUCAUUAGAAAACUUCACUGCACAUUAUAAUGGCAGCAAAAUAUUUGGGAAUGUCCGGCGGGCCAGAUUGAAAAGUCUAACAGGCCUUAAUUUGCCCAGGUUUGUUUUAGAUUGACAAACAUUUAUUUGGUCAAUAUGUUAAAUAUUUAGGUGUAGCGAUGCUAUAAUGUGCCUCUCAUGCUGCUUAACAGCACAAUAAUAGGAAGAACCACUGCAAUAGAAGCAUAUUUGUAAAAGACUUUGUGUUGGAUGUCAUUAAAUCGUGCAGGUGCGCCUACAGAA